This is a messenger RNA of Coprinopsis cinerea okayama7#130, 619 nucleotides long. RefSeq names its product ubiquitin-40S ribosomal protein S31 fusion protein. The coding region runs from base 64 to 543 and encodes 159 amino acids. Gene Ontology annotation, biological process: modification-dependent protein catabolic process; protein ubiquitination; translation. Gene Ontology annotation, molecular function: protein tag activity; structural constituent of ribosome; ubiquitin protein ligase binding. Gene Ontology annotation, cellular component: nucleus; cytoplasm; ribosome. The record is from RefSeq and is a predicted model, not a curated record. The transcript has 5 exons. Lineage: Eukaryota; Fungi; Basidiomycota; Agaricomycetes; Agaricales; Psathyrellaceae.
ACGGCUCUUGCUUUUGUCAAAGACUCCACCGUUGAUUUCGUUGGAUAGACGAAGGCGUCCGAAAUGCAGAUCUUCGUGAAGACCCUCACGGGUAAAACCAUCACCUUGGAGGUGGAGUCUUCGGACACCAUCGACAAUGUCAAGGCCAAAAUCCAGGACAAGGAGGGUAUUCCCCCCGACCAGCAGCGCUUGAUCUUCGCCGGCAAGCAGCUCGAGGACGGCCGCACCCUCAGCGACUACAACAUCCAAAAGGAGUCCACCCUCCACUUGGUGCUUCGUCUCCGUGGUGGUGCUAAGAAGAGGAAGAAGAAGCAGUACAGCACCCCCAAGAAGAUCAAGCACAAGCGCAAGAAGGUCAAGAUGUCGAUCUUGAAGUACUACAAGGUCGACUCCGACGGCAAGAUCAAGCGUCUCCGCCGUGAGUGCCCCAGCGCUGAGUGUGGUGCCGGUAUCUUCAUGGCCUUCCACAAGGACCGCCAAUACUGCGGCAAGUGCGGCUUGACCUACACCUUCACCCCUGGCACCAAGCCCCCCGUCGUUUAAAUACUGAAGUGAUGUGAAUCACUUGUGUACCAUAUUGCAAUGAUGACAUGACUUGCACGGCAACUCGAAAAACAAA